This is a messenger RNA of Durusdinium trenchii, 681 nucleotides long. NCBI's taxonomy places the organism in Eukaryota, Dinophyceae, Suessiales, Symbiodiniaceae. The record is from the annotation of a GenBank genome assembly.
AUGGGCAACCACGAGCUGUACAACUUCAAUAGGGAAGAAGCGAAGACGCUCAUCCCAAACAUUUUCCCCUGGUACCGGAGACUGCAGCUGGUGCCUGGCUGGCGCUUCCUGAUCUUGGACGCCUACGAUUUGAAUGUCAUCGAGAAAGGCGGUGGGCCAGCUGUGGAGGAGGGGAUUGCUUACAUCAGCGAGCACAACCCGAAUGACUUGCGUGCCCCACGUGGUACCAUCGACAUGUCAGCAGGCCUUUCUGGUUUGCAAAAGCGCUUUGUGCCGAUGGGGGGUGGCAUAAAGCCUGAGCAGCUGCAGUGGCUCCGUGAGGAGCUUGAAGAUGCAGCAGCGUCAGGUGACAGAGCAGUUGUGUUGACACAUUUGCCGGUGAGACCAGAGGCCACCGUGGCACCAGCUCUGCUCUGGAAUUACGACGACAUCCUCCAAGUUUUUCGGGACUUCGCAGGUGUCGUGCCAUUGGUCCUGGCAGGCCAUUAUCAUGAAGGCGGCUAUGCAUGGGAUCCUGAGAGCCUGACGCAUCAUGUCACGCUGCCCUCGCCGCUGAAUGCGCCGGAAGACAAGCCAACUGCCCAUGGAUUGGUGGAGCUUUGGGAUGACAAGAUUGUCAUCCGAGGGCAUGGCAUUGUUCCCAGCCGUGACCUAUCCCUGGUUCCACCCUGCAAGCUUUGA